CCGGCUGAAGUCCGCGGCCGGGGCGGGCCGCUGGGCGUGUCCCUGCUCCUGAGUCCCUUCUUCCUCGCAGCGCAGCUGGGGAGUCGGGUCUUCCUCGGUUUUGCCCUGUGCCAUGCAGGUCUCCAAGAAACUGGUGAACUCUGUGCCAGGCUGUGCGGACGAUGCGCUGGCAGGGCUGGUGGCCUGUAACCCAGCCAUACAGCUCCUGCAGGGGCAUCGGGUGGCACUGCGAUCUGACCUGGAGAAUGUCCGAGGCCGAGUGGCACUGCUUUCUGGAGGGGGGUCAGGACAUGAGCCCGCACAUGCAGGGUACAUCGGGAAGGGAAUGCUCACUGGUGUGGUGGCUGGUGCGGUCUUCACCUCCCCUGCAGUGGGCAGCAUAUUGGCAGCAAUCCGGGCAGUGACGCAGGCUGGUUCAGCCGGGACCCUGCUGAUUGUGAAGAACUACACCGGAGACCGGCUGAAUUUUGGGCUGGCCCUGGAGCAGGCACGGGCGGAGGGAGCUGAUGUGCAGAUGGUGGUGAUUGGUGAUGACAGUGCUUUCACCACACUGAAGAAGGCUGGGAGGAGAGGCCUGUGUGGCACUGUGCUCAUCCACAAGGUGGCUGGGGCAUUGGCAGAGGCAGGUGCCAGCUUGGAUGAGAUCGUCAGCAGGGUGACAGCUGCUGCGAGAGCCAUGGGCACUUUGGGCGUGAGCCUGUCCCCCUGCAGUGUUCCUGGUUCCCAGCCUACCUUUCAACUGGCACCUGAUGAGCUGGAGCUGGGCCUGGGGAUUCAUGGUGAGGCGGGUGUGCGCAGGAUGAAGGUGGCAUCGGCUGAUGAGAUUGUGGAGAUAAUGCUUAAUCACAUGACAAACCCUUCCAACGCUUCCCAUGUGCCUUUGGACUCUGGUGUCUCUGUGGUCCUUGUGGUAAAUAACCUGGGUGGCCUGUCCUGUCUGGAGCUAGGUGUGGUGGCCGGCUCAGCUGUGCACUGUCUGGAAAGCAGAGGUGUUCGCAUUGCCCGAGCCCUGGUUGGCUCCUUCAUGACUGCACUGGAGAUGGCUGGCGUCUCCCUCACCCUACUGCUGGUGGAUGACAAGCUCUUGAGACUGAUUGAUGCGGAGACCACUGCUGUAGCCUGGCCCAACCUAGCCAAAGCAUCUGUGACAGGUCGGAGCCGAGAGCUGGCAGCACCCAAGGGAGGAUCUGAGUCAGAGGAGCCUGCCUCAGGCACCGCACCAUCCUGCCAGCAUACACACCUGGUCCUGGAGCGGGUGUGUGACGUCCUUCUGGGCAUGCAGGAGAAACUCAAUGAGCUGGACCGCGCAGCAGGGGAUGGGGACUGCGGGAACACACAUGCCAGAGCUGCCAUAGCUAUACAGGAAUGGUUGAAUGCAAGGCCUCCACCUGCCCAACCAUCCCAGCUCCUCUCUGUCCUGGCCAGGCUGCUGCUGGAGAAGAUGGGGGGCUCCUCAGGGGUGCUGUAUGGGCUGUUCCUUACAGCAGCUGCACGGCCACUGCAGAAUUGCAGCAACCUUCCAGCCUGGGCUGAUGCCAUGGACACAGGCAUUGAAGCCAUGCAGCAGUAUGGAGGAGCUGCGCCUGGGGACAGGACCAUGCUGGAUUCACUAUGUGCUGCUGCAGGGGAGCUGCAUGCUUUGCGAGCCCCUGGUGCCGACCUGUUCCAGGUGCUGGCCAAGGCUGUCCAGAGUGCAGAGGCUGCAGCAGAAGCCACUAAGAAUAUGGAGGCAGGUGCCGGCAGGGCCAGUUACAUCAGCUCAGCCAAGCUACUGCAGCCGGACCCUGGGGCUGUAGCAGUUUCAGCUGUGCUCCGUGCUGUGUUGGAGGGGCUGCAGAGCCAGAGUGUGUAACUUUGCCCCACCUGACUCCUUUCCCUUAAUCCCAGGACCCCUGGGUACCCAUCCCCUUGCCACAUGGUGGAAGAACCCUGGCUGCAAUAAAGAUCCCUGCCUCCAGA
Molecule: messenger RNA, 1959 nt
Organism: Alligator mississippiensis (American alligator)
Lineage: Eukaryota; Metazoa; Chordata; Crocodylia; Alligatoridae
Gene: TKFC
Product: triokinase and FMN cyclase
Exons: 17
Coding region: 113-1852 (579 amino acids)
Biological process (GO): glycerol catabolic process
Cellular component (GO): cytosol
Molecular function (GO): ATP binding; glycerone kinase activity
Source: RefSeq, a predicted model, not a curated record